Dictyostelium discoideum AX4 is the source of this 138-nucleotide messenger RNA. RefSeq lists its product as hypothetical. Bases 1 to 138 code for a protein of 45 amino acids. The record is from RefSeq and is a predicted model, not a curated record. The transcript is spliced from 2 exons. NCBI's taxonomy places the organism in Eukaryota, Evosea, Eumycetozoa, Dictyosteliales, Dictyosteliaceae.
AUGUGUGUCACACAAUUAAGGAACUUUAUUACAAAUUUCAUCCAAUUCCUCAUUGGUGUAGUCGGUAACACUCUAGUCUCUCACACUGGUACCCCGGGUUCGAUUCCCGGAUGGGGAGCUCUUUUCAAACUAAAUUAA